AUGGGAAAGCUACGUCUACCAUGCAUUAUUGGAGUGGCGGGUGGGCCUGCUUCAGGAAAGGACUACUUGGACCUAUAUUUAUUUCAGUCGUUGGUCACGGAGAAGAUUAUGGAGCGACUCGAAUCGUUGAACCAGGGCAAAAAUAAACAGGUUAUCACUAUUCCAAUGGAGUCAUUUUAUAAGGAGCUGGAUGAAGAGGAGCGGUUAAAAGCUGAACUUGGGGAGUACGACUUUGAUCAUCCAUCUGCAUUCGAUUUCGACAAACUGACGGAUACGAUAUCUCAGCUGGAGCAAGGAAAAGCCGUGACAAUACCGAAAUACGACUUCUUAACAAGUACAAGGAAAGGAACACUUCACAUAGAACCAGCAGAUGUCAUUAUUGUGGAGGGCAUUCUCAUUUUCUAUGAUGCACGUCUUCGAAAUAAGUUCGCUAUGAAGCUGUUUGUUGACGCUGAUGCCGAUAUUCGCUUAGCACGUCGUGUUCGUCGUGAUACAGUGGAACGCAAGCGACCACUUUCAAUCGUCCUCAACCAGUAUACGAAAAAAGUCAGCUUGUUUCAUUUUUAUCAUAAUUUCUUGAAUAAUGUGAAGCCUGCUUUUGAAGAAUUCUGUCUUCCUUCGAAGAAAUGGGCGGAUGUUAUAAUUCCAAGAGGUGGUGAAAACGAUGUGGCGAUCGAUCUAUUGGAUUUGCUAAGAACGCCACGCGGAAGUCCGGAACGCACGAAAACAUUUGACGAAAUUGGCGAUGCCAAGUUCAAAAUAUAUGGACUCCAUUAA
Ostertagia ostertagi is the source of this 777-nucleotide messenger RNA. The record is from the annotation of a GenBank genome assembly. NCBI's taxonomy places the organism in Eukaryota, Metazoa, Nematoda, Chromadorea, Rhabditida, Trichostrongylidae.